Oppiella nova is the source of this 435-nucleotide messenger RNA. The record is from the annotation of a GenBank genome assembly. NCBI's taxonomy places the organism in Eukaryota, Metazoa, Arthropoda, Arachnida, Sarcoptiformes, Oppiidae.
GGUAUCGACCCCAACAAACUGGUAUUAGGCCUACCCUGGUAUGGGUACGACUACACGUGCAUUAAGACUGGUCCCGAGCGUACGUGCUAUAUAAAGGAGGUGCCCUUCCGGGGGGUUAAGUGCAGCGAUGCGGCCGGAACUCAGGUGCCGUACGUGGAGAUCAAGAAAUUGGUGGCUAUUUAUGGGGACUGGUAUGACGAGCACUCGGAGACUAGAUACGCAUAUUUCAAUGACUCGACAAACACGACUCGUCAAAUCUGGUACGACGGCCCCGGUAGUCUGGGACAGAAGGUUGGGUUCGCUACAUACAAAAACCUGAGGGGAGUGGGUGUUUGGAACGCCAAUAUGUUGGACUACUCGGGCACUCCGGAAAGUAAGACUAUGAUAUCCGACAUGUGGGGACAGUUCCCCGACUAUAGACAUAAUAAAACUCAC